AUGGAUAUCAAAGACGUCUCAAACGAGAGCAAGUACAUCGGCUAUCUGAAGCAACUUCAAGGCGCUGCAGAGCAAGCAGCCCGAAGAAAAGGCCAAGCUGUGCGAGAUCACCCCCCUUCUCAACAACUCGUCUCGUCCUUCUUGAUGAAACUCAUGGCCGCCUCAUAUGGCCCUCGGUCGGACGAAAACACAAUCGCUACCACGCAGGUCCCAGCGCCUUACCCACCUUGCAUUGAUUCCGUCAACGACCUGGAACCCAUCAUGAUCUCCGACAUGAGGCUCGAAACUCAUCAUCGAGGGAAGAAGAUCAUGCUGCGCGUCCUCACGCCCCCGGACCGCAUGACGGCUGUGAUGGCCAUUGUGGAGGAUGAGAAGGGAAUCGCUGUGUUGCUCCAACUCUAUCACCAACCUGAAGAGACCAUCGUCCCUACCACUGAGAUCCUCAACCCAAACAUGGUCUGCAUCCUCAAAGAGCCCUUCUUCAAAUGUGCCACGGACGGUACAUACUCGCUCAGAGUCGAUCACCCUUGCGAUAUGAUCCGGCUGGACGGAGCUGACGACCGCAUUCCCUCGCACUGGAGGCCAUCGACGGUGAUCUCAGGCGAGAACAGUACAGACCUUCGAAAGCAAGGGAACGACGCUGUACAGGCCAAGAAAUGGGCUGAAGCACUGCGACUGUACUCUUCAGCUAUUCUAGCAGGUCAAAAUUUGGAAGAGAGACAGCUCGCUUUCCUCAACCGCUCACUUGUAAACCUGAACAUGGACCGACCGAAGCAGGCCUUAUUGGAUGCCGAGAAAGCCACCAAUCCUGCGAUGCCAUCCGAAAAAUCGCUCUUCCGCAAGGCUCGAGCAUUGUAUGAGCUCGGCGACUAUCAGCAGAGUCUCGAAAUGCUGGAAAAGCUCACACAGUCGUUCCCUGAAAACAAGGCAGCCAGCUCCGAGAAAGGUCGACUCCACGAGCGGCUCAACGAACAGCGAACAGGCGAGUACAAAUUCAAGCAAAUGUACAAGCAGGCAGAAAAAGCACCUCCCUUCAUCGACUGUGCCACUUUCUCAGCUCCAGUAGAGAUUCGUGAGUCGCCUGGCAGAGGCAAAGGGCUCUUCACCACCAAGGCAGUCUCGGCAGGGGAGCUUCUGCUCUGCGAAAAGGCAUUCUCCUACAGCUUUGCCGGGGACGAGCAAUCCACAAAGCAGACCAAAAUGCUGAUGAAUCUUGCCACCAAGAGGAUAGUAGUGGGUGGCCAAGCACGUCUCUUGAGCCUGAUUGUGCAGAAACUGUACCAUAACUCGUCGUUAUCCGCCGAGUUUGGAGACCUCCACCACGCCGAUUACCAAAAGGCUACGGUCUUGGAGACUGACGGAACCCCAGUAGUCGAUUCUUUCCUGGUCGAAAAGAUUAACUCCCUGAACUGUUUUGGUGCUCCGAGGACGAGCCGCGAGUCAUACCUCAAGGCAACAUCAAGCAGCAGAGAUAUGACGGAUGGCGAAGGCUUCAAGUACACAACCUCGGGCAUUUGGCUCCUCGCUUCCCGUAUUAACCAUUCCUGUGUGGGCAACUGUCGACGCUCCUUCAUUGGAGACAUGCAAAUCGUGCGCGCGACGAGGGAUCUCCCUGCUGGCACUGAACUCUUUUUCUGCUAUCGCCUUCCUGUGCCCUUCGAAUCUUACCAAGAGACCCAAAAGGGCUUGAAUCACUGGGGGUUCACGUGCGGCUGUGGGCUGUGUUUGCGUAAGAAAGCCACGUCUGGUUCCAUCCUCCAGAGACGCAAGGUGCUUGCCGACGACCUCCGGAGGCUGCUUGAUCACCCUGGCUCCGGCAACGAAGCCAAACAACUGAAUAUGGCCGCCAAGAUGAUCCUCAAGGGCCUCGAGGCUCUGGGACACAGCAUCAUUGCAUGUCCGCCCAAUGACAUUACAGAUCGGCCGCGACUCGAAGUUAAACGGUGGGGGGUGGCGAAUGACGCUGUGCCAUGGGUAUUCAACAACUUGGCGAAUGUGUAUGACCAACUUGCUCCUGGACUAUGCUCGGCAGCAGAGCAUUACGCUGAAGUGUCUUAUACCAUGGUCGUGGGCGAGAAGGAAACGUGGCCCGAGGUAUUCUCGAGUUCUUCAUGA
Messenger RNA from Fusarium fujikuroi IMI 58289, 2115 nucleotides. RefSeq names its product related to TPR domain protein. The transcript is spliced from 4 exons. The record is from RefSeq and is a predicted model, not a curated record. Gene Ontology annotation, molecular function: protein binding. Bases 1 to 2115 code for a protein of 704 amino acids. Lineage: Eukaryota; Fungi; Ascomycota; Sordariomycetes; Hypocreales; Nectriaceae.